UGUUGAAGUGAUCCAAGAUGAUGAGUAACUAGUAACUAGUAUUUCAUUGAAUUGCAGCAAAUGAUGGGUGGGAACCCUAACCCUAACUGGUGGAAUAUCCCUCAACAUCAUCAUCAUCAUCAUCAGUAUCUUGUUUGCAGCACUGGGGAAGAUGACUAUUCACACAUCAACAUGAACAUGAACAUGAACAUGCUAGAUUUCACUUAUAGCAAGAAGCUACCACCAUCACCACCAGCAGUAUCCUACAAGUGUAAUAGUAGUAGAAUUAGCACUAACAAGAACAAGAACAAGAAAGGUAGGGUUUCAAGCCAACAACAUCUCAUCAAGGUGAGAAAGGAGAAGCUUGGUGAUAGAAUCACAUCCCUUCAUCAACUUGUUUCUCCAUUUGGAAAGACUGACACAGCUUCCGUUCUAUUGGAAGCAAUUGGAUAUAUAGGAUUCCUUCACUCUCAAAUUCAGGCACUGACCUCUCCUUAUUUGGACAACACCAAUAAUCCACACUCUGUAAUUAUAAUAGUCAAACAGGAUGGAGAAGAUAGUAAGAAUCAAGAAAAGGACUUGAAGAGUAGAGGCUUGUGCUUGGUUCCAAUAUCAUGCACCCAACAUGUUGGAACUCAAGAUAAUCAUCAUGCUGCCGAUUACUGGCCAUCACCAUUUGCCACCGGAUUUUAAUCUCUUUUAAUUUGGAAUCCUUGUGGAAAAGAAAGACUAAAUACCCAUUUUGCUCUCUGAAAUUCACGCCAUUACUCAAUUUGGUUUCCGAAAUUCAAAAUUACCUAUAUUAAUCCUCCAAAUUCAAGUUUGGGCACCAAUAUGGUCCCUCGACUCUUUUCGACGAUAAUUAGACAAAUGGAAUGUUGAUAUAGCACUACACUUGAUUAUUAGUAAACGACAUUAUUUACCCUUGGCGUCUAAACAAGUCAGAAAUGAAAAAUAGUGGAGGUAGAGAAGAAAAAGAAUACUUUAUUUUGGGUCUCCAUCAUUUCUUCUCCCUUCAUAUAUAAAGCGACGAUAUUUCUGACUUGUGUGGAUGCCAAGGGUAAACAACGGCGUUUACUCAUCAUCCAGCGUGGCAGGAAAGAUGCCAUAUCAACAUUCCGUUUGUCUAAUCAUCGCCGGAAAGAGUCAAGAGACCACAUUGAUGCUGAGACUUUGAAUCUGGAGGACCAGUAUAGAUAAUUUUAAAUUUCGAAGACAAAAAUGGAUAAUCAUGUGAAUCUCAGCGACCAAAAUGGAAACUUAGUCGGAAAAGAAAAGGUUGAUUGCUCAAGAUGCUACAUAUAUGUCGUUCAUGAUUAUUAUUAUUGUUACGGGAUCGGAAUAUAUAAAACUAGCAAUGGAGUAAUCUCUCUAAUCUAGUUAGGAAUUCAAUAAUUGCAUAUUGAGUUCAUUAUAUAUUUGUUUAAUUUGUUAUUCAAUGAUGAUAGUUUUAUUUUUCUUUUUCA
Arachis stenosperma is the source of this 1445-nucleotide messenger RNA. RefSeq names its product transcription factor bHLH68-like. Lineage: Eukaryota; Viridiplantae; Streptophyta; Magnoliopsida; Fabales; Fabaceae. Gene Ontology annotation, molecular function: protein dimerization activity; DNA-binding transcription factor activity, RNA polymerase II-specific; RNA polymerase II cis-regulatory region sequence-specific DNA binding. Gene Ontology annotation, cellular component: nucleus. The transcript is spliced from 4 exons. Gene Ontology annotation, biological process: regulation of transcription by RNA polymerase II. The record is from RefSeq and is a predicted model, not a curated record. The coding region runs from base 61 to 672 and encodes 203 amino acids.